This is a messenger RNA of Wallemia ichthyophaga EXF-994, 2097 nucleotides long. RefSeq lists its product as uncharacterized. The transcript has 2 exons. Lineage: Eukaryota; Fungi; Basidiomycota; Wallemiomycetes; Wallemiales; Wallemiaceae. The coding region runs from base 1 to 2097 and encodes 698 amino acids. The record is from RefSeq and is a predicted model, not a curated record.
AUGGGAUUCACUGGUGAUAACGGUGGCUUCUCUUUCGGCGGCAGCCCAGCUAGCCCAGGUAGUCCUUCUCAGCCAUCACCCACACAGCCAUCUCCACGUCCUUCUCAUGGCAGGAAACACUCCCACAAGAGGCACUCCUCUGUAUCCACACGUUCCCACUCUAUGCAGCUCAUGUCUGGGAAUGAUAUUCUCGAUAAUGACGACGACGACACGUUUUCUCCGAAAUCAACCGAUGAAUCUGCUCAAAACUAUGAUAUGAAUGAAAGCGGUGGCAGUAUGUCACUGGUUAUGCCUACGACCGCUCAACUGGAGCAAUUGAGUUCGUCUGAAAAUAUUCCUAUUCACCCUACAAGACAUUCACCUAUGUCCAUAUCUCAAAUUCCUCAAUUAGGCGCACUGCUGGAGGAGGAAGAGGAUGAUGAUGGUGGAUCGAAACCGCGCAAUCCGACGAGCUCCUUCAAAAGCUACAAAACCAAGCGCAAUUCUGUAGAUUUGGAUAGUCUGAUGAAGAAUGCUGCACCUCAACGUCCUAUUAGACCUCUAUCGAUGCACAAUCAAAACACUAAAUCUCCUUUCAAUUUUACCAGUAAGGUGUCUCAACCGCCAUCGUUCCAGCGCAGUGGGUCAACCUCAUCGGAAAUGUCGAAUGCAAAUUCGUACUCGCAUUCGCACUCUUCAAUUGCCACAUCAAACUCGCUCAGCUCACCGCUGACGAAUGCGUCGUUUGGGAAGAGUGCUGAUUUUGACUAUGGAGGGAUGCCACCUAUACCUAGCGGGAACAGUAGCAGCAAUGAUGCAAAUACCACGGCGCAUACAGAUAUAAAUGUAAGCAGCGUUAGCACGCCACCUCGUCGCAAAGGCUCGAUACAAUACCGUAGGAGUGACGACAAGAUGGAUGAUCUGGCGGGAGUGGUUGGAAGUGGAAAUGCGAGCAACGGAACCACCAACAAAACACCACCAAAACAACUAAACCUAGUCAACAAAGCACGUUCAGGGUCGAUAAGUUCAAGUGGGUCAACGGAGACGGAGCUAUAUGGAUCACCAUCCACUCGCGCCUUUCUAGAGCAGCAGCUUGCUCAAAUUCACGACGAGCUGGGUGAGUACCGUGAUAAGCACGAAGCGGCAGAGAGGGAGUUGGCGCAAGAGCGGCGAGAGCGGGAGGCUAGUGAGGAGGUCGUGCAGCGAUUGCGAGCUAGAUUGGAUCAGCUACCUUCGAUUCAUGAGCAUACGGCGCAGGUGAAGAUGGUGCGCGAGAUGCGUGAGCAUGUUUUAUUGCUUACGGGAGACCUCGACAAUUGUAGAGAGGCACUUGAUCGCGCACACAGAGAUUUGGAAGAGGCUCGUGUAGACGCUCGCUUUGAGAGGGACUUGCGCUGCCAGAUUGAGGCGGAGCAGCGGGAGGAGUGGGAGGAGUGGGAGCGGGAGCAAGAGGAAAGAAAGAGUGGGCGAGAGGAAGAUCUUUGUGAGAUGCAAGACAAUAGUGAAAAUCACUCACACUCAACCUCACACUCACCUUCACACAUUCACCCUCCAGACGAUGAUGACCGCCCUGUCCGCCCCCAUUCGCUGCUUGUCGAUUGGCGGUUCCCGAUGGCGGCGUACUCUGCGCCAAGUGGGCGGAUCGAGGAAGAAGAGCAGGAGCAGGAGCGGGAGGAGGAGAAGGAGGUAGCGGAGGAGGAAGAGUUACCGGGAGCAGACGGAGUAGAUUUCAACGACGCUUUUGCACACGCCGCCUCCGUAAGUUUCGGUAGGGAUGGGAGUGUAGAUGAUGAAGGCUGCGCUUUGCCUCCUAUUCAUACCCCACCUGCGCAGACUGCGCAGAUGAUGCAAACGGACGUAGUGCAGCGCAGCGGUAGCAACAAGAGCAACAAGAGUAGCGGCAAUGACAGCUACGGGUUCUUCCGCUCACGCUCAAACUCACUCCUCAAUCGCGCUCGCAGCUCAUUCUCACCUUCGACAAAUAAAGAUAAGAAGCCGAGUUGUGUGAGUAGGGAGAGGCAGCUCGAUAGGCUAAGGCAUAGCCAUAACGGGUUUGGCGAGGAAGUCGACCUCUCAAUCGCUUACGCUAAUGGUGAAUAUACAUUGAGUGAAUUAUAG